AUGGCCACCUCGGCGGCCUCGAGCGGUCUUGACAAUGAUACUCGUGGCUGGAUCAUGUGUAUUGUCAGCGGCAUUGCCUGCGUUGUCGGCGCUUCCAUAGUAUGUGUUGACGUGAUCGUGCGCUUGUUCCCUGGCAAGAAGAACUUUCGCAUUCAAGACAGCAAUGUUUUCUUAGCAUGCUCUCUAAGCCUGAGUUUCGGUGUUAUGCUCUUUUCCGCAUUGUAUAGUAUGCUGCCCGAAUCCAAGGAAUACUUCGAACAGGCUGAAUGGUCCAAGCAGGCUGCUGGCCUGACCAUGAUGGCCUGUUUCGUCGGUGGUUUCAUUGGCAUCCAGGGUGUUUCGCGAUUGCUUCACCAGUUCAUGCCUACCCACGUUGUAGAGUGCGACCAUUCUCAUGAUGAGAAUGCGACAAAGGAUACCUCGUGCCAGCAUGACAGGAGACAGUCCAGAGCUCGUCGUCGUUCCUCACGCCCCCCGUCAUCUCAAGCCCCUAUCGACAAGUCGCUUUCCAAACUCUCCACCAGUCAAUCGCCAAGCACAGCUACUGAGUCCACGCCUUUGCUCGAGUCGACUUUGGAUAGCCCAACCAGUACUCUCAAGCGGCAAGCCUCCGCCCAAGACGAAUUGCGACGACCUGCCAGCCCAACCCGAAGCCGCACUACUGCAGGGAUCACAGAUGCCUUCCCCGAGAGAAGAAAGUCGAUUCGAGAGGUUCAUAAGCGCGUCAUGUCCUUUGUACAAGAUACAAAGUGCAAUUGCGACGAGUCAAACUCUUGUUACGGGUUCUCGGAUCCAUGUGGUCAGGAAUGUUUCAAGCAUCUCAACAAUCGUGUCAGCCUACCUAGCAGACCUGGACGACAAACUCAGAUUCUUCGAACUACCACAGGCUCAUUCCUACGUGGAAACGAGCAUUCGCAUGCCCAUCAUGAUCAUCAGCAUGGUGAUGAAUGCGAAGAAUCCAUUGAGCCUUUUGUCAGACCAACAUACCGAAUCAGCCGAGCCAAGUCGCGCGAACCAAUCGAACCGAUAGUCCCGGAAGAAGUUUCCGAUCACGACUCAUCAUGCUCAUCUGUAGCAGACGAUGAAGAUGUCGAGGCCCAACAUCACCACCACGUCCCAACCAAUGCCUUCUUGUCCAUUGGUCUUCAAACUUCUAUAGCCAUUGCCCUACACAAGUUCCCUGAAGGCUUCAUCACCUAUGCAACCAACCAUGUAAACCCUUCUCUGGGGUUCAAUGUUUUCAUGGCUCUUUUCGUCCACAACAUCACUGAAGGCUUUGCCAUGUGCUUGCCUCUUUACAUGGCGCUGGGUUCUCGCUGGCGCGCCAUGGCCUGGUCAGCUUUCCUGGGUGGUCUUUCUCAGCCUAUCGGUGCAGGCAUUGCCGCAUUGUGGUUCAAGGUUGCUGAUAGAACAAAUAUGCAACCCAGUGCGGUUGCAUAUGCUUGCCUCUUUGCUAUUACAUCUGGCAUAAUGGUUAGUGUAGCUUUACAGUUGUUUGUAGAGAGUCUGAGCCUCAACCACAGUCGUAACUUGUGUAUUUUCUUUGGUUUCCUUGGUAUGGCUUUGCUCGGCUUCAGCAACGCUCUUGUUGGUUCUCACUAG
Molecule: messenger RNA, 1602 nt
Organism: Fusarium venenatum
Lineage: Eukaryota; Fungi; Ascomycota; Sordariomycetes; Hypocreales; Nectriaceae
Product: Zinc/iron permease
Biological process (GO): zinc ion transmembrane transport
Cellular component (GO): fungal-type vacuole membrane
Molecular function (GO): zinc ion transmembrane transporter activity
Source: RefSeq, a predicted model, not a curated record